This is a messenger RNA of Branchiostoma belcheri (Belcher's lancelet), 1935 nucleotides long. RefSeq names its product protein CDV3 homolog. The transcript has 5 exons. Lineage: Eukaryota; Metazoa; Chordata; Leptocardii; Amphioxiformes; Branchiostomatidae. The record is from RefSeq and is a predicted model, not a curated record. The coding region runs from base 165 to 1031 and encodes 288 amino acids. Gene Ontology annotation, cellular component: cytoplasm.
GGCAAUAUCGCGAGAAACAUCGAGAAAUCUCGAGAACAGUGACUUGCACAUGCGCUACAGCUGGGCUCCGGCAUGCGAAGGGUCGUGCAGAGAGAACUGUACAAAAAUCUUACAAUAUUUCCACAAGUUUCUCCCAUUUCCCCGCAUUCAAGGACCUGAUCACAAUGGAAGAAGGUAAAGAAGACGUUGCCUCAGCGGUAGAAGGAGGGACAGAAGAAGGGGGUUCGGAAGAAAGGAAGGUGAACCCAGCAGAAGAUGCCAAAAGUUUGGAUGAUUUUUUCGCCAAAAAAGACAAAUCAAAAGGGAAGAAGAAGAAAGGGAAAAUCAGCACAGACGUUCUGGCAAAGGAGCUAGAGGGCCCUGGCAAGAAAAAGGCAACAAAGAAGAAGAAAGAAAAGGGCGAGAAAGUGGACAAGGGGCCCAGUAAGGAAGGAUCGCCGGUGGAAGAGGAUGCUGACUGGAUACAAAUAGAAGAGCCUGGUGAGAAAGACUACAGUGGACUAAGGAUAGCAUCCCUCAACAUUAGUGAACAGAGGCAGGAAGAACAAGAGCCGUCUCCAGAGGAAGAGCAGGAAUACGACGAGGCCGGAGAGCCGCUGCCGCCGCGAGAAUCUGCACAGCAAGGACCCUGGAAAAUGCUCUCAGGAGGGGAGCAACCAAGCGCAGUAGCAGAAGCGCCGCCACCAGAGCCCAGCCCUGCCCCCGCCCCUGCUGCCGCGGGCGCUGCUCCCAGCAAGUACAUCCCGCCCAGCCUGCGUGCCGCCAUGGCCGCGCAGGAGUCCCGGGCCACGCCGAGCUGGUCGGGCAGGCAGCGAGGGUCCCGCGCCCCGCCCGAGAUCACCAGCGAACAACACUUCCCCUCCCUGGCCGCAUCUCUGCAGGACAAGCCUCCAGGCAUGGGACAGAGGAGAGCAGCAGAAGAAAACCGACAGUUCUCUACGGUGACACGAGGAGCGCGGGGCGUGGGCGGCCCGGAGAAGAACGCGCCCCUAGAGACACAGAACCCGUACGCCGCCCUCAGUAGACGAUAAUAAAACAGCAAUAAAUUUAGUUAGUCCGUAGGGCUCGAAACUAACCAUGCUCCGGUGGGGAAACUACAACAACUGGCAUUCUACUGGUCUGUCCUCGUAGUUUGGUCACUAUGUGGCUGCUGUUAUAUGGCUCCGGUCCUGAGGUGGUGCCAAAAACUGAGGGACCCUGCCAGUUGACCAGGUUUUGCUCUCCUGAAACUCUGAAGUUUACCUGUUCUCACGAGCAUGACUAGAGCCUAGUCUCAACAUGGCCCUUCUGCAGGCUGAAGAAUUGGCGUAGUUUGGUCAAAUACCCGGGUAGGGACAAUAUUUUGCCAGAUAAAGAAAAUUAAACUUCUAUAGUUGUGGCAAACUCCAGUAGCAAAAUAUUCUCCCUGUUUGGCCAAUUUCAACACUCUUUAAGCUUGCAGAAGGGCCUGGAGGUGACUAAACAGAGCCCACUUUUCAGUAUUUCCCCUAGAUCAAGCAGAUUGCCUGUAACUUCUGGAUAAACUGAUAAUACUCACAGGAACAUAUGGAUUGCUACUUCAAAUUUUCACGAAAUUUGCUACUUUAGAAGCUGGCAAAAUGCUUGAUGUAUACGUUAAUAGGCCAUUUAAUGGAAAGCGUUGCCUUGAAUACAAUUCCGAUAACAGGGACUGCCAAAUACCUGGGGAAACUCUGGGAUGUACACAAGCUUUGAUCAGAAAUGUUUAAAUAAACCAAAUAUUUGUCAUAACUUCAGCCGUAUGCUGGGUAGUUUUUGUCACUGUUCUUGAUUUUCUGGAAAUUAAACCCUACGUAUACAGCCCACCUUAUUUGAUCUUGUCAUACUUCUAGAGGAAUAAGGCAUUGGUAAAUACAAGUGAAAGAAUUUGAACUGAAAUACUCAAAUACUACAAGUACAUAUAUUAUGAUAUGAUGA